GUACAUUAAAAUAUUGAUAUCAUGGAAGUCAAAUGGGAAAUAACGUUCAAAAUGCUCUAAUUUGCAUGGAUUUCGACAGUCGAUCUCUAGCAAAAAUAGUUUAAAUUAAAGUUUAUUCUCGAACAUGGCUCAUCGCCGAUUGAGAAGCGAUUUUGAUGGUAAAAUCGCUGGUUUAUAUGACCUGGAAGAGACGAUUGGAGAAGGCCAUUUUGCCGUUGUUAAACUUGCAAGACAUGUAUUUACGGGCGAAAAAGUUGCUGUAAAAGUUAUAGAUAAGAAUAAAUUAGAUGAAGUGUCAAAGGCGCAUCUCUUCCAAGAAGUAAGAUGUAUGAAGCUUGUACAACACCCAAACGUAGUACGUUUAUAUGAAGUGAUUGAUACUCAAACCAAACUGUACCUGAUUCUAGAACUUGGAGAUGGUGGGGACAUGUAUGAUUAUAUCAUGAAACAUGAAAAAGGAAUAGAAGAAAACAAAGCAAGACAUUAUUUUAGCCAAAUUGUAGAAGCUAUUUCAUAUUGCCACAGGCUCCACGUAGUUCACAGAGACUUAAAGCCAGAAAAUGUUGUUUUCUUUAAGAAGUUGGAAGUAGUGAAAUUGACAGAUUUCGGUUUUAGCAAUAUGUUUAAUCCAGGAAAUAAAUUAGAAACAUCAUGUGGUUCGUUAGCUUAUUCUGCUCCAGAGAUCUUGCUUGGGGAUUCAUAUGAUGCACAAGCAGUUGAUAUAUGGAGCCUUGGAGUGAUUCUCUUUAUGCUGGUGUGUGGGGAGGCUCCAUUUCAGGAAGCAAGUGAUAGUGAGACGCUGACCAUGAUCAUGGAUUGCAAGUACAAGUUUCCACCGCAUGUAUCACAGCCAUGUCGAAAUCUUAUCUCCCUGAUGUUGCGCCGUGAGCCAGGCCAAAGGGGAAAUCUGCAGCAGAUCGAAAAACACGAGUGGUUGAGAAAAGGUGGAGAUGAUGUGCCACAUUUCCACAUGCCCCUUAUCUCAAGAGAACAGGUGUCUGAAGAGGAUCAUGUCAGUGUCAUUGAGAAAAUGGUGGAAGGAUGUAUUGCCUCAAAGGAUGAGAUUUUGAUGUCCAUAGAGAAGGAUAUGUACAACCACAUUACGGCCACAUACUACCUUCUGGCUGAGAGACGUCUGCGCAAGCAUCGACAGGAUAUGGUGAACCAGGCAGCCAUGUUCCAGCUCCGUAAACACUCUGCCCCACCAGGGUCAAAACCAAAGCUGGAGCCGUUAGCUCUGUCUCCGCGAAAACAGAGAGAAAUUAAGAAAACAAGGACAGUCCCCCUCAACCAAGAUGCAGCUGCACAAAUGCUCGCUAUUGCUGAAAGUCCCUCACAUGAUGAUGCAGACAAAGACCCACAGUCUGGAUACUUCAAAUCAUUAACGUCUAGCCAAACACUGGACAGGCGAUCUAAAACAAAGCUCCAAGAUCUGGAAUCUGGUCCUGGUCCUAUUUGUCCAAAGCCAGUACGUCCGCUUAAUCUGAUGACAAGAAGCGUGCCAGAAAUACAAGAGCCAAUACGAGCAAAACUGAAGAAGCCUCGUAACUUUAACAAGAUCGCAAUUCUUAGCUCCUUCUUCGAGCAGAAGAUUGCUCAGCUGGCUGGAAAUGGGGCUUCAAAGAAGAAGAAGGGAAAAUCUUGGAGAAUUCUUGCAUUUAAAAAGGACAGAAGAGUGAAGAUGCGCGGCCUGCCUGACAUCUCUAAUCUUGACACUCCAGCUAACUCCUCCUUUGAGGACUGCCAACAAAGCAAGGACGCGGAAUCAGCAGAUGUCUUCAAACACCAGUUUCCAAAGCAGAAGGGCCUCGUCAUGUCUCUCCUUUCCCCACAGGGAAUCCACCCGACCCCAUCAACAUCACUACGAGACACUAGCCCGGCGACACGCAAAUGUAGCCUUAUUCAGGAAGAAAGCGUCGAUGAAGGGGAUGAGGAGGACGAAGAUGCCGAUCUUGAGAUCGAUAAUUACACAGAGUUGAUUAGGGCGUCUAAGUCUGUGGAAAAUUUGGAUAUUGAUGAAAACCAUAGUCAGAAUGCGUCACCAGUUAGAGAAGUGAGAGAUAGGGAAGAUCAGUCGACAUCAAUGUUUGUGAAACGGCCUCUGUUGAGUGUGGCAAGUUCUCCACAGUUGUUAAAUCAGAUCUGCGAGGAAAAUGAAUCAGAAGAAGAUGAGGAUUUUGUUCCCCCGAGGUUGAGUUUGCAUAGUAGAGUGUUGACAAAGAGGAAUAGUGUGGCUUCUCCAGAGGUUAUAAGGAAAUAUGAACAACGCAGGAAACAUAGAACAUCUGUUGGAUCUCGGGGAACGAGCUGUAGUAGCUCUGACGCUAGUGAUACAGAUGAUACAGAGGGACGUUCAAGAAAAGAUAAACUAAAACAGAAAUUUAUACACCGGAGAGACAGUAGUGAUCAUUCUAGUGAUACAGAUGGGGGCCCAAGUGGGCAUGGAAAUGGUGGGUUUGGACGAGGACUGGGGGGUGGGGGGUCAGGAGGGAAUAAUGGAAGGGGAGGAGAUGAUAAGGGGGAUGGUGGGGGAAAAAGGGACAGAAAAGGGGGCAGUCCAAAAAGUGGUCACAGUCAUCACGGAAAAGGGAAGCAGAAUCAUUUGAGUUUUAAGAUUGGUGGGGAUUUGAUAAAAGCAGGAAGCGUGGGAAGAAUUAGUGAAUGCUCGACCGUGUCAAAUAAUAGCCUAUCAAGCUUACGUAGUAGAAGUAGCUUGAAAUACGUCAUUGAAAGAGAUGAGAACAUAUCAGAUAGUGAUGCAGAAGAUAAUGCCGAUGGUGAAAACGAGGGGGGGGAUAAUGAAUUGAAGAAAUUAAGGAAAUCUUUGUUAGAAAAACUUAAUCAGGAAAAUAAGAUGAAGAGCAGGUUGAAUAAACUAGAAAAAGGUGACUCAAGUGUUCUGAAGAAAUCUUCAACGGAGGAUUUAAAUAAACUGAUUUUAGCCCGAUGUUCGCUGUCGUGUAGUAUUACUGGAAAAGAGAACAGUGGUCGUGGUCUGAAAAUGGAUAUUAAUAGUAACAUGUCGUGUAAGCAAAGCUGCAAGGUUGAUCCUGUCAAGAUAGAGACAAAGUGUUGUUCGCUGGUGUAAGUCUGAUUCCAGAUACUGGCAGACCGUAUCAUUUAUUUCGUGAAAAAGGUUAUUUAUUGUGUAUUCAAGAAUGAAUUGUUUAAAUCAAGAUUUUAAUGCAAUUAUUUUGUGUGAUAUGUUUGCUUUAGAGUGAAUUUUAGAGCUGUACUGAAGUUGUCAAGAGUUGUAUGUGUUCUGAAAAAUUCAUGAGCAUAUUAAUUUAUUCUAAUUGACAAUUGUUCGUAUCAACAUCCCAUUCUGGUAGAUUUUUAUGAUUUAAUGAGAUUAUAUACCCUUGCUAUGAUAAUUUGAAAUCAUGACAAAACCUUCAUUUUGUAUCAAUCAUUUGUUAACAUUUUUUUUAUUUUAACUAUCAUUAUAACAAUAUUUUUUUUUAAAUAGCUUAAACUCUUAAGAAUAUAGACAUUUUUACAUAUAUUAAUGCAUUUGGUGCAAGAUUUAUUCCACAUAAAAUCAAACAAACUUAUUUUGUUCAGGUAAUAAGCUAUUUAUAGCUCUGUAAUGCUAUGUCUUAUUUUCUGUAUAAGUAUUAGCUUGUAUAACUGUCAACACUCGAAUAGUCCAGGUGAUAUUUUUUAUGGUUACGACAAACAGAUUAUUUUCUGUGCACCAUUUUAAUAUAUAGCCUUAGUUUUACUCCAGUAUUCGUCUUCAUAAUGAUAGUUGUACAAGCGUUACCUUGAAUGUGUUAUAUUAUGGAAGGUUGUUUUUAACUCUACUGGCCAAAGGCAAUGGCAAUGGCAAUGUGUACGUCGUAUGUGUGUCUGUAAACAAUUGCUCGUGAACACAAUACAGUCUUUAGUUUUGAUUGUAUCUCAAUGAAAUGUACAGUAGUUAGAUAUCCAUCAGAGCUCGGUUCCUUGCGAAAACCAGCCCAUGCAUGGCCAGAUUAUGGCCCUUGAAAGUAUUAAAAAAAAAUGCUAUUUUUGGCCAAGUCUAUAGCCAAGUCUAGGGUUAAAGAGAGACAACUUGUGUUUUGGUUGUGCAGUUGGUUUUAUGUUGUACGCUCCCUUGCCCUUGUUAAAAAGAGAUCACAAUUACAGUUGGGGUUGGUUGAUUUUUAGCUCUAUUGGCCAAAGACCAGAAGUGUCUUUCGUUCGUGCACCCAUCUGAACACAAUUGCUUGUGAAGAUUUGUUCAAAUUAUGCCCCUGGGGUCAUUACUGGCCACACACCAGGGUUCACAGGUUUGGUAUACUUACGGUAUAUACUUUCAAAAUCUUCUCGUUUCUAACCACAAGGCUCAUACCUUUGAUAUUUGUUGUGGAGCAUCAUAUGAUGACCCUCUACCAAGACAGUUGAAAUUAUGCCCUUGGGGCUAAAGCUGGCCCCAACCAUUUUGACCUACUUGCUUAUAUUUUUAAAGUUACAAAUAUUAAUGUUGUCCUUGGAUGACCUUAACUGUGACCUUUUGACCUACAUUUUCUCAAAUAUAUUAAACCUCGACUAACUUUUUUUAUUUGAAAAAAAUCAUUUCUGUCUUGUCUUGACUUCAUUAUCAAUGUUAUGGUCUUAAUCUUUAAAAUGAUAGGAAAGCAUAAUCUGUAAAAAAAAAGAAAUAAAGAAAUUUUAUAAAAGACUUGUCAAUUUUUGCAGGUAAUAUAAACUGUUUUUUAGAGCAAAGUUAAUGAAAUUUAUUUGACAUAAGCUAAGUGUUAAUUGACUUAAAAAUUCCUCAUCAAGCAAUGAUGUACUCCAUUUAAUAAGAUUUUUUUUCAUGAAUCAUAUGUAGUAUUACAGUCAAUUCCAGAGACAAAGUUAUUGUGAUGUUCUCUCUUGUUUGUGCAAUAUUUAUUUUUUUGUCUUCGACAGAGAUUUUUGCCUCUACUUGUUGCAGGUGUUUUCUCUCAUGCAUGCAUGUGCUUACUGCGCUUAUCUGGACCAGAAAAACAUGAUUGAUAUUUUUUCUUGCAUAUCUAAAACAAUCAAUUUGUGGAAAAAAUGACAUAGAAAACACACUUUUGUACAUUUCACCAAAAAGCCCUGCGACGUUACUGACUUAAUAAAGCGCAGUAAUUUUAAAGCUGCACUCUCACAGAUUUACCCUUUUUCCAACAUUUUUAAUUUUUGUUUUUGAAAGAGCAAAUUUUUGCGUAAAUAUCUGUAAACCAGUGAUAAAAGACUGUUACAAAAGAUCAGAUCGCAGCUUAUCAUAUUUCUGUCCUGAAAUUGAUGUUUUAUGCAUUUUACUUAAACCGUUAGUAACGGUGUAAGCCACAAAACAUUAAAUUUGGAAUGUAAAUAUGAAAAUCUGCGAUCUGAUCUUUUGUCAGCAGUCUUUCAUCACUUGUUAGCAGAUAUUUACGCAAACAUUUGCUUAAAUUCCAAGACAAAAAAAUAAAAAAGUUGGAAAAACGAAAAAUCUGUGAGAGUGCAGCUUUAAAUCACUAUUCACAUCAAAUUGUUCCUCUAAAAAAAUUGUUACAAUUAUUUAUUUUCAAUUUGAAGUAAAAUUAUAGAAUACUUAUAUAUUUUAUUGCGCUUAUUGAAAUGCGGUAAUAUACUUUUCAUAAACCAUACAAUAAAAGAAAUAAAAAGUGGCGUGUUGUUGCGCGUGACUCAUCUUACAUGGGGGGGGGUUAAGACAGGGUUUCCAGCACUGGUCACAUGACCGGAAACACUCGUCUGGUAUGCAAGAAUGUGCUUUCUCUCAUGAUUGUAUGUGCUUUCUCUCUUGCACCUAUGUGCUUUCUCUCAUGCGAGUAUGUACUUUCUCUCAUGCGAGUAUGUGCUUUCUUUUAUGCGAGUAUGUGCUUUCUCUCUUACGAGUAUGUGCUUUCUCUCAUGCGAGUAUGUGCUUUGUUUUAUGAGAGUAUGUGCUGCUUUCUCUCGUGCGAGUAUUUGCUUUCUCUCUUUCGAGUAUGUUCUUUCUCUCAUGCGAGUAUGUGCUGCUUUCACUCAUGCGAGUAUAUAAGUAUCUAUCAUGUGUUUCCAGUACGGAUAGAAAAAUCCAACCCGAGGGCACGCGCGUAAGCCGGUAAUGAGGCUUGCCGAGUUACCAGUCACGCAGCGUGCCCGAGGGUCGGAUUUUUCGAUCCGGACCAGAAAGACAUGAUUGAUAUUUUUUCUUGCAUACCUUUAAUUAUGAAUUUGUGGAAAAUUUGACGUAGAAAACGCACUUGUGUACAUUUCACCAAAACCCGCGUGCGAUGUUGUUUACUGACGUCAUAGAGCGCAGUGAUUUUGAAUAACUAAAAAUAGCAUUUUUUAACGAUUAUUUAUGUUCAAUUUUAAUUAAAAGUCUUGCAAAGAUACAUAUUUGAUUGCGCUUUAUUGGAAUGGCAUAAUAUAUUGUUCAUAAACCAUACAAUUUAUUGAAAUAAGAAGUGGCACGUUGUUGCGCGUGACUCAUCUUACAUGGGUUAUGUAAGAUGAGUUUUUCCAGCACUGGUCACAUGACCGGAAACACACGUCCGGUAUGCAAGAAUGUGUUUUCUCUCAUUGAGUGGUGACCUUGAGUUAAAUAAUAUAUUUCUUAUCAAUUACUAAAGAACUUUGGGCCAAGGGAUCUCAAACUUGGUAGGUUGGUAGGGAAUGACCUGUACAUGAUCCUUAUCGAUUUUGUUGUCAGUGGGUUAAAGGGCAAGCAUUUGGGAGGGCUAUACCCCUGGCGUUGAUGUCGGCGUCGGGUCAAAGUUUAAGGGAAAGUAGGGAUUUUCACUUAUAACCCCAAUACCCUUCAUUCAAUUCACUUAAUACUUCACACAUUUGUUCAGGGCCAUCACACAAUCAGGUUAGAUAACUCCAUAUUAUCCUUUAUACAAAGUAUGGCCCCUGAUUGACUAAGGAACUUAAGUUAAAGUUUUAGGGCAGGUUGGGAUUUUUAUUAAUAACUUCUAUACCUUUCAUUCAAUUCACUUAAUACUUCACACAGUUGUUGAGGACCACCACACAAUGAGAUUAAUAACUCAAUAUUAUCCUUGAUACAAGCAAUGGCCCCUGAUUGACUUAGGAACAUAGGUUAAAAUUUUAGGGCACGUUUAAGUUUUAGGGCAAGUUGGGAUUUUGAUAAAAAAAACUUCUAUACCGUUCAUUCAAUUGACUUAAUACUUUGCACAAUUAAUGACAGCCAUCUUACAAUAACGUUACACAACUCCAUUUUAACCCUACAAAUUAUGGCCCUUGAUUGACUGUUUUUGGGUUGUUGUUUUUUUUUAAUUCUUUCUUUUUAUUUCUUUUGAUAGGCACAUUUUUAUAUUCUUGACCAGGUUUUCACAAAGGGAAAACUAGUUAUUAGAAUGACUUGCAUCAUCGUUCCGGCAGGCUGGGCAGGGAAGCGUCAAAGUCACCUUAUGAAUCAAUUGACUUUAGCUUGGACACAUAGUUACCGAACUUGGUAUAUAGGAGUUUAAGGAGACCUUUCACGCCUUAGGAUAAAAGUAAAGGUCAAAGUUACUAUUAAUAGAAAAAUGGUUGGUAUUGAAUAACUUAAGUAAGGGUCGUCAUAUUGCGACCAAACUUGGUAUGUAUGAAGAGUUUAUAGAUCCCUUUCAUGAGAUUGUGGUUUUGGCCCUGAGAUUUUUGGUCUAGGUCAAGGUCACUGUUGAUAGAAAUAGAAAAAAGGUUAGUACUGCAUAACUUAAGUAAGAGUUUACAUAGUGUGACCAAACUUGGUAUAUAGGACAAGUUUAUGGAGAGCUUUCAUUGGAUUGCCUUUUGGUCACUGUUACUAAAAACAGAUUACUAUUUGGUACGGAAUAACUUUAGUUAUGGUUGACAUACUGUGACCAAACUUGAUAUGUAGGAAGAGUUUAUGGAGGAUUUCCAUGGGAUUGUGUUUGGGGCCCCUAGGAUCAAGGUCACUGUUACAAAAAAAUAGAAGAAAGCAGUUGAAACUGAAUCUCUUCUGCCAAUUAUUAAAAACCCUGUUUUGUCACAUCGCGGUUCGUGUUUACUUUUUAAUUUUAUUUUUUUAUUGCAUUUGACAGGCACAUACAACAUCAUAAUGGUAUUCAUUUUCUUAGUCAAAGUGGCGUAGUCGUGCUGCCUUACAACUGUUGCUUGUUUGUUUUAUGAUGCAACAUGUCAUGGAUCCUUUUAGUUUUCCAGAUAUUUCUAGCCAAUAUUUCUAAAGUACAUUAACUGUCAUUUUGACAGUUAUAUUUCUUUGCUUUAGUGGUACCCAUCCAUCAUUCACUGCCUCUAGAUGGCAGAUUUAUAGGACAUAUUUAGCUUGACUAUUCAAAGUAUAUUGGCUGUUAGCACCUUUAGGUCAUUAUCUCUGCAAAAGCAUCAUGAAUUGAAUUUAAACUUUAGACAUGUGUUCCCAACUGUCCAACCUGCUUAAUUAAUAAAGUUAGAUUAUAAGUAUCUUCCAUGGCCGAGAGUGUAAGAGGUUCAUUCUGACCGGAGCGUAGGGUGUUUUGCGGAAACGAGGUUUACCGAGUUUCCGCAAAACACCCUGCGCGAGGGUCGGGAUGAACCUAUCUUACACGAGCGGCUAUGGUAGAUGCUUUUUCUCCCACGUCAGUUAAAACAAAAAAAAGUUAAAUGUAUAUUUUUGGUGGAACUCUUUUGUCGUAGUGAAAAUAAUGCGUAUAGAUAUUUGAUAACUCGUCGUUGUCAUGGAUAUGUGCGCAUUGAUACAGAUUAUGUUAAUACUCAAAGCGGUCUUUAAAUAGUGCUGAUGAGAGUGGAGCAUUAUUUCAUGAAAGGUGCAUGCAAACUUUUUUAUGGUAACAUUUGAAGCGAGAAAUAGUUAAUUAGCAUUCUAAAUAUUGCCACAAGACAAGGUUUCUAUGGUGCUACAGGCGGCUGUCUUCAACAAGGGAGGUAACUUCAAUGUGAUGAUCAUAAAAAAGGAGUUCCAUACGGGCAUUUUAUCUUCGCCCGUGGGCAAGAUAAGAAUUUCUAGCAUGGUUAAAUUAUUGGAUCUACUUAUCUGAGGUGGGAGAAAACAUUAUCUUGAAUAUGAUGAAAAUUAUGGGUCUUUAUUAUUCGACUUAAAAUUCUGGUUAUGGUUUUCCAUUUAACCACACAUAGGUUAAUUUCUCAGCAACCACUUACAUUGAGACUUUAUAAAACAGUACUGAAUCAUCCAACCUACUUGAAUAACCAGGAUAGAUAACUCUAUUUUUUGCAUAUAAUGCAAAUUAUGGCCCUUUAUUAUUCGACUUUGAAAUUCUGGUUUCAGUUUUGCAUGUGCACAUACAUCAUAUAUUGCAUUGAAACUUAAGACAUCUGUUCCCAACAAUUCAACCUUUGAAAGCUAACCUCAUGUUAAAUAACUCUAUCUUGCAUAUAAUGCAUGUUAUUGCCUUUCUCAUUCAACUUCAUUCUUUUUAAGGGUUUGCAUGUAAGCUUGCAUACAUCAAUAUCUCAGAAACUACAGGAUUCAUUGUAUCAAAUCUUUACUCUAUAGGGCUCUUAGCCAUCCAACUUACUUAAUUAAUCAAUUUAGAAAGCUCUUUCUUGCAUAUAUUAUAUAUUUAAAAAACUCUAUGGUAUAUAAUAUAAAGUUUCUCCCUAUAUUAUUUGACUCAGAAACUACUAGAUGUAUUGCAUUGAAACUUUAUACAAUCUAGUAGAUAACUCUAGUUUGAAUGUAACGCAAAGUUAAGUAUUGCUCUGUAUUAUUAUCCCCCGCCUAUGAAAUAGGGAGGGGGAUAUUGAAAUGGCGUUGUCCUUCCGUCCGUCUUUCCUUCCGUCCGUCCGUCCGUCACCUGUGUUUUCUCAGUAACGGUAUAAUUUCAUGAAACUUAAAAUAAAUAUGAACCACUAUACUGGAAUGAUGCCCGUCCAAAAAAAAAUUGGAUUGGUCAAUUGUCCUUGGAGUUAUUGCCCUUGAUUUUUUUAACAAUGCACAUUCACAGCCAUUUCUCAGUCACUAGCUGGCAGAAUUUCAUCAAACUUAUAAUAAAUAUGAAUUACUAUACUGGGAUGAUGCCUGUUCAUUUUUUUUUGGAUUGGUCAAUUGUACUUGGAGUUAUUGCCUUGGAUUGUGUAAUUUCUAUAUGAGUUAUUUGCCCUUGAUUUAUUAAAAGAUCCAUGUUUGCAGCCUUUUCUAUGCAACUAGCUGGUAGAAUUUCAUGACACUUGGAAUAAAUAAGAACCAACGUAUGGACUAACAGCUCACAAGUCACAAGGUAGUACAUAUAAUCAUAUGAUAGCAGACUUGCAGAAACCCCAAAAGGCCCAGAAAAUGGCAACACCGCAAGGCCUAGCAUACACCAUGCUAAGUAGAGCAACAUCUAGAGCAGGCAUUCAGGUGUUAAAUUUCAGUAAAUCUGACAUCACAGUCAACAGAAAAGCACUGGAGGAAACUAAACGAAUGCAAGCUGAGUCUAUGCUUGACAUACCAUCAUUGCAUGACGGUGAUUUGUAUUUAGGUCAUGUCAACAUCAGAUCUUUAAAUAAGCAUGCAUGUGAUCUAAUCAUUGACCCAACUGUUCAACAGAUGGCUGUUCUGUGCUGUACUGAAACAAAAGUUAUAAGAUGCCGCAAACAAACUUUAAUUCUUGGUUACAAAAUGAUCCUGGACAAUAGAAAGCAUGGACUUGCAAUUUUUGUCAAAGAAGAACUUGUGUUCAACACGUUAGACUUCCUACUUGAAGAAUCUGAUAUUGAAAUUCUUGGAAUAUCUCUACAUUUGGAUAACCUUGUAUACAACGUCAUAGUUGGUUACAAGUCACCAACUUAUCCAGUUGAAAGGUUUCUCCAAAGCUUACAGACACAUAUAAGGAAGUUACAGAAUCUGCUUAUCUUUGGAGAUUUCAAUCAAACAUUGAACACUGCAGCAUUUAACUUUUUCUUGGAGACAAUGGUUUUCAGCAAUAUAUCAGAACUCCGACCCACAGCCUAGGAGGUACCCUAGACCUAAUUAUCAGUCCUAUGACAAACCAGCAGACAACUACAAAGCCACUGCCAUACACAGACCACUACCUGAUUGCAGUGAAACUGGGCAAAACAUGUGCCGUUGUGAAGUCAACUGAAUGAAUAUGGUAUCAAAUCAUAUACAUUUAUUAUAACACUGUCUGAUAUAUAAUUAUCCAUGCAUUUUAGCGCCACUUUAAGAAGAGUAAAGAUAUCUAUUGUAUUUGUGUCACUGUUGGUUUAAGUAGCAAAACCUAGUAUUCACAUUUUUCCUGUGUUAUUUAAGUAAUAAUAAAUGACAUCCCCUUAGUAUUGUAAUAUCGAUUUUUAACCCAUUCACCGCAUACCUAUGCUGUUGAAAAUAGUGCAGUUCCAGAUAAGACGCCGCUUUUAAAGGUGGCGUCUUAUCUUAUACUGUACUGUUUUGCAAUGAUUGAUGUUUCCGAGUAAGCAGUUUCGGAAAAGACAGUUUUAUUUAAUCAUCCCUCUGAUUUAUUUCGUUAAAAAUUUUUAUCAUAAAGUAGUCCCGGUCAAUAUUUUAUAAUUUGGCUCGGAAAGGGAUAAACCAAUGUGCUUAUCUUAUUCUUUCUGAGAUUUUUUUUAACCUUCAAGCACAAACAAGCCAUCAAGCACAAACAAGCCAUCGUUGGCGGGGGAUAUCUUUUCGCUGAAAAUGCUUGUUCAACUAUGAAAUUCUGUUUAAGGAGUAGCAUGUUAGCACACACAAGUCAGUAUCUCAAUAUGAAGCAACUGCUUCAUGUAUUGCAUUGAAACUUUAAACAAGGGUUCUCAACCAUUCAUCAUACUUAGUUAAUCAAGUUAGAUAACUCUAUUUUGCAUAUAAUGCAAAUACUGACCCUUUAUUAUUUGACAAAGAAAUUAUUACGGUUUUCCUUCCAGUCCAGGAACUUCAUACUAGGUAUGCAAGUUGAUCAUGACCAGUAGAUGACCCCUUAAAAAUCCAAUAUGUUGGGGGUGACUUGAAAAAUGGUUCGCUCAAUAACUAAAGAACACUUGCACCCAGAAACUUCAUACUUAAAGUAGAUGACCCCUAUUGAUUUUCAGGCCAGUUGAUCAAUGGCCAAAGGUGACCUUGAGGUAAAAUAAACGUUUUUGCUGAAUUACUAAAAAAUGCUUGGGCCCAGGAAUUGUAUACCUGGUUUAGUUGGUCUUGAUAAUACCCUAUUGAUUUCGAUGUCAAGGUCACAGUGACCUUCAGGUGAAAAAACAAUUUGUCACUAGUCUGUAUGACACAAUUCUUUCCGCUCAAUAACUAAAGAAUGCUUGGACCCAGGAACUUCAUACUUGGUAUGCAGGUUGCUCAUUUCCAGUAGAUGACUCCUAUGUUUGUUUGUCUCCAGUCCAAAAGUACAAAUUUUAUGUCCAUCAUUGAUUUCUCACCUACGUAUACACAAAAGGGGAAACAAGCGCUUUUUCAAAAAAAGCAAUCUAGUUAAAUUUUCAAUUUACCACAGUUUCUUAUUGAAGCCUCUAGAUACUUUCAUUUCAGUAUCAAAUGUUUUCAGCUCACAGUGAUCAGUCUAUGUCAGGCGUACGGCAUCAACAAUUGCUUUUAACAACAUCUUCUCCUUAACCACUUUGCUAAUUUUGAUGAAACUUCACAGGAAUAUUCCAUGGCUAGCCCCCUUUCAAAUUUGUUCAAAGAAGUGAAUUCCGAGCAGAACUCUGGUUGCCAUGAUAACUGAAAGGAAAAACUUUAAUCUUCUUGACAAGAACCAUGAGGCUAGACGCCCUAGAGGUUUGAUAUUUGGUGUGUUAUUUUGCCUAGUGGUCCUCUACUAAGUUUGUUCAAAUCAUGCUCCAGGGGUCAAAACUGGCCCAGGUUUCACAAGUUUCUUUCAUACUUAUAUACCGGUAGGUACAUCUUUGAAAAUCUUCUUGUCUGCGACUGCUAGGCCCUGACCCUUGAUAUUUUGUAUGUAGCAUCAUGUAGCAGUCUUCCACCAAGUUUGUUCAAAUUUGCCCCUAGGGACAAAGUUGGCCACGCCCUGGGACAACUUCCUGUUUUUCUUUUAAAAAAAAUAAUUCUCGAUAACUACAGUAUCAAUUUAUUGAAACUUCACAAGAAGGUUAGUUGGGUGACCAUUUACUAAAAUACAACAAGGCCUCUGAAUUGACCUACAACAACAAUAAAAAACAGCCGACUUUCCAUUGUACAUUUCAAAAAUCUAUUUGAAAUAUGAUUUUUCUUAAGCUGUAUUUAAGAUACAGGAAACUCAUUCAAUACUUAAAUUCCAGAAGUUCUGAAAAACUUUUCCAUUGUAUGUUUAUGGUUUCAUUGUAAUAUAAAAAAAGUUUUAUGCAGAUUGAAAUUCCAUAUUGUUCAUAUCUUUAAGUGAAGCUAUACUCUAGUGAUAGGAAAAGACUUUCUGAGGUCAAGCCUUGUCAAUGUGUGUAUAUCACGUGAUAAAUUACGUCAUAUAUGCUACAUCAGAAGGCAAUUUUCUGCUUAAAAUGAAGACUUAAAACAAUGAUUACUUUUCUUAAACCAUUUUAAAUGAAACAAAAGGCAGUCUUUGCCGCUGGAAGAGUCCCACCUUCGUUUUAUUACCGGAGUUUGAUAAGGUGAUUAGUUUCAGCAAAAAUACUUCAACAAACCUGUUUCCAAAAUGAUGUUUUGACAGUGCUUUGUCAGACGGAAGUUUUGCGAAAAUGCUUGACAAAGUGUUUUAAGAAACUAAACUCUCGAUCAAAUUCUAGUAAAAAACGAAAGGCCAGGCUCCGUAAGUGACAUAGACUGCGCUAUGUUUUAGUUAAAAAGGUGAAGAAAUAUUGGUUAUCUUUGUUUAAAGUAUUCGGUCGAAGCAAAAAAAUGCCUUCUGUCUAGCAUUUAUGACGUAAUUUAUCAUGUGGUAUACUCACACUGCUUGUAGUUUAACCUUUACAUCACCGGUCAGAAAUCAGCUGCUUUUUACCCAAAUCUUCAGACCUUGUGAAACCUACAGUAAGCAGAUAACAUGUUUUAUGAUGCGUAUAUCUUAUAUUCAUAAAUCCAUCAGAAUAGGCCAAAAUGGUAGCAUAAGUCAAGUUUCUGGGACUGUUCUUGUUUACUUUUUAGGAAAUAGUAAUUUCCAAACAAAGUUUGCCGCUAGACUCCAUAGUACUAUAAUCUCUAACUAAAGUCAUUUUUUUUUAAAUCCAAAAAAAGGUUUAAAAAAUGGUGACAAGAUUAAACAUGUUAAAUUACAAGUCAGUGGAAAAGAUAUAUAAAAUAAAGCAAAAACAUUGGCGCUGAAACAUAAUAUCGUAAUAGUCUGUUUAAAGCUGCAUUCUCACAGAAUGACCAUUUGGACAACUGUUGUUUUGUUGUCUUGGUUACUGUAUAGGCCAAUCUUUGUGUAAAUGUCUUGAAAACAGUGAUAAGCGACUGCUGAUAAAAGAUCAGAUCGCAGUUCUUCAUAUUUAAGUUCGGAAUUGGCCAAAAGGGUUACUUGUGCUUAAAGAAAAAUGAUAUUUUCAGCAGUUUUUCUAACAAUUGACAUACUGUUAGUUAGGCUGUGUUUUUUUUCGUAAGUACAACUCCCUGUUUACUCCCUGUUUGGGUGCAAAGCUGACUAAAUGAACUACUUAAUGUCAAUUGUGUGUAUUACCUAACAAAUGUUUAUAGGCAGUGUUUUUCUUCUCAUCUCAGGUGAGCGAUUCAGGGCCAUGUUGUUUAUUUUACACUCCGGCAUUAUCACUGGAAGCAAGUUAUUUUCACAUUAUGUUAACCAAUCUUGUUGACAUGAUGUUACGUGUGAGUGUGGUCUUGUGUUGUGGGGGAAACCAGAAUGCCCAGAGAAAAUUUGAUUGUCUGGCUUGGUAACUACCAACCAAACUCACAUGUGCCCGAGCCAGGAGUCAAACACAGGUUGCCUUGGUGAGAAUCUUUUCACUUUCCAUCCAUUGUAAAGUAGGAAUUCUCCAUUUUCCGUAAAUUCUAUUUUCAAUUUUAUUUUAAAUAUUGACAGUGCAUAGAAAUUGAUUGUUCUUAAGUAAAAUGUUUGCCAAGUUUUUAUUACCUCUUAGUUCUACGGGGCUGUAUAUUUUGUGUGCCAAAUGUUAACUGAAGUAAAUUAUUCUUAUACUGUUAUUUUACUUGUUUUAAUUACAUAUUCUCUAAGCUGUUUCUAUUCUGCAUUAUUUUUCAGUCAUCUUUUUUUGACGAAAAUGGUGAAGUAUUGUCAUAGCCAUGGUGUUGUUAUCUUUGUCAGUGUUGUGCAAAAUCUUAAACCUUGGCUAUAGCUCGAAAAACCAUUCAUGAUUUUCACAUAAAACUUGGUACACAUUUUUCCAGAGACAAUAUGCAAUUUUUGUGUCACAAGGCCAAUAACUCUUGCUUUAAUAAAUGUAGAUUUAUGUCCCUUUUUUAUAACAGAUGCGCAUAAGUGAGUACUCCUCGGCACUCUUGUUAACCAAUAUUGCAUGAAAUUAUGCAUUUUCAUACUUUUGUCAGAGUAGUGAUCUGUAUUUUGCUAUGAAACAUAAUUGAUAAAAACCGGUUUAACUUUAUUAUUAAUUAACUGAUUGUCUUGUUAGUGAAUUGUUUUAAGUUUUAGUGCUCACAUAAAAAAUUUCUGCCAUGUUGUCCGUUUUGAUGGUUUUGAGCUCUACUGGCCAAAGGCCAGAAGAGCUUAUGCAAUGGUAAUGUGUAUGUAGUAUGUGCAUCCGUGCGUCCGUGCGGUCGUGCGUUCGUGCGUCUGUAAACAAUUGCUUGUGAACACGAUACAGUCUUCAGUUUUGAUUGCAUCUCGAUGAAACUUGUACAGUAUCUAGAUAUCCAUUAGAGCUCGGUUCCUUUCGAAAACCAGCAAGAUCCGCCCAUGAAUGCCUAGAUUAUGGGCCAUGAAAGUUUUAAAGAAAUGCUUUCUAUUUUUAGCCAGGUCUGCAUGAGCGAAUUCUAUUUUUAGCCAAGUUUACAUGUACAUGUAAAUUCAAGUUAAGGGUGACAAUUUGCAAGACUAGGAUUUUGAGAGACAAUUUGCUUUUUGCUUCUGCAGUUGAUUUUGUGAAUUACUCUGCCUUGUUCGUGUUGAAAGCCCGAAGGCCAUUUUUUAGCUUUAAGUUCUGUAGUUUGCGCAUUAAUCUUAACAAAAUUGGUUGUGAAUGUUUAAGUUAUGCACCUGGUGUCAUUACUGGCCACACCCAGGGUUCACAGGUUUGGUAAACAUAAAUCUGGAAAGGUUUGAAAAUCUUUUUGUGUGUUCGUGCAACUCUCAGCACAACUGAUUGUGAAUGUUUGUUCAAAUUGAUCAAUGUUGUCCUAGGAUGCCCUUGAUUUUGAUCUUUUGACCAACUUAUUUAACUUUUAAAACUACAGAAAUUUGUACUAUGAGUACAGUUUUGAAAGCAUUUUUUUUGUCGGAUGACUUUUACUUUGCAUAUACUAAAAUAGUUCAUGCAGCUAAUCUGCUUAAAAUACUUUCUGGGCUCAGAUGUUGAAUGUGCUACGUUUUCAGGUAACCCAAACACAAAACAUAAACUAUAUGUUGGUUGCGUUUUACCCAUACAUACAUGCUCUGGAUUGAUAUAACCACAAAAGCCAUGCCAGUAGAGCAUAGGCCCUUUUGGGCCUCUUGUUUUGUAAUGAAAAAGUCCAGAUAUUGUUAUAUGCUUGGAGUCAUCAUGGGCACUGGCAGUGUCGAGCAAAUCUUAAAGGGACUGUACACCAGAUUGGCAGCAAAAAAAGUUUUUUUCUGUAACAAAUCUCAGUACAAUUAUUUAAUAGAAUGUGUUACGCUUUGAUAUCAUUAUUGUAAAAAAAGUACCAAAAUGUAAAAAAAAAAUGAGUCGGACACCGGUUUCGAACCUGUGUCGGCAAAAUUGCAGUCCAGCGUCGUAUCCACUGAGCUUCUUAUGCUUUCUCUAAUCGCGUGUCAUAAUUAGGCUAUACACCUAACUCGGUAAUAUCACGUGAUAACAUCGACCAGCCAAUCACGCAUAAGGAAUUAAUUCUACUAGGUAGACAUGCCCAGUAAUCAUUUUUAAUGGAAAAAUACGAAAUAACUGCUAAACUGAAAUAAAUUGUAAACUAUUUGGUACUUCAGUAAUUAAGUUUCAAUGCAUUGUGCACAUUAAUACCAACUUUAUGACAGUUUUCGACAAUUUUCUUUUUUUCUUGCGAAUUGAUCAUCUGGUGCACAGUUGCUUUAAGUCUUGGUCCUUGGCUUUUUCUCAAAAACUGAUAAAGAUAUUAACAUGAAAAGUAGUACACAUCGUCACCUUAGUGCAAGAACUCAAUAUCUGCUUCUAUAUCUAUAUGCAGUUAUUGAGUUAUUGCACUAAGGUAAAGUCAUGUUCACUAUGAUAAUAUGCACAGAUGAAAUAUUUUUUGAGAAAUGCUCCUUGAUCAAUGGAAAAUAAUGGAUGAGUUCUAGUAUCCGCUCUUGUUUUCCCUUCAUUUCGCUUCAAAUUUAAUGUCAAUUUUUUUGAAUGGUUGAAUUUGCUGAUCAGUUACUUAUGAAAAAAAUCAAAUGGCAGAAAUAUUACAGCAAUAAAAAAUAUUGAUCAAAAUGUAACUGAAUAUUACUUUUGAAAAACUGAUCAGGACAAAUUUGUAGUCUGGUUGAAUGUACGUGUAAAAUUAAGAGCAGGUCUCUUAUUGGACAUUUUUGUACAUAGCUGAGUAAAAUAAGUAAUAUAUUGUGUGUUUAUGUAUGAAGUGUGUUGUAUAUAUUUAUUGCCUAGUGUAUACUGUAUAUUAAGUUGCUAAUGUGUGUGUUUGUGUGCAUUAAUAUUCAGUUGUUCUUAAUACUUUGAACAUGGCCAAAGAAAGACAAGCUAUUUUGGGGUGUUGAUUCCAAUAUUUUAGCACACAUUUGAAGUUUUGUUUUCUGUGUUUGCAAACAUUGUUUUUUCUCUAAGUAAGCAAUAGAUCUUUCACUGAGUACACAUGAAUAAUUAAAGCUCAAAAGGCAUUUCACUUUCUAACAAGAAGCAUUGACUGAAGGUCAUCAUAGGACUAAACUUUCUUGUGUAUAAAGAAAUAUUCUUAUCAUAUGUUAAUAAAUUGCUUGUGGAGGGGAAUGGUUAUAUUUUUCUCAGCUUCUUCAAACUACAGUGGAAACUCACUAAACCGGAUCUCCACAAAACCGGAAUCCUCGGGAUACCGGACUUUUUUCAGAGUCCCGGUUUUCCCCUUCUAUUUUCAAUGUAAAAUAAUCCCUGCAAAACCGGAACCUCGGAAUUCCAGAUACAGGACAAAAAAUCGAGAAAAUUUGUUAGUUGUCAAUGUAAUUUUACCUCACAAAACCGGACGUACAUUUGUUCAAACAUGUCAAAAUGAUUUUGUGUAUUAGGAAUUCGCAAAUCGCGUGUCACUUUGUCACUUUGUUUUGACAACCAGUGCAUCGUUAAAUAUUGCAUACAUCCGUCUAAACGUCAACUUCCCUUUAAUGGUUAACUAAGUUAAUAUUUUGAGUAAACUUACUCCGUACAUCAAAUCCUCACUAAACCAGAAUCCUCACUAAACCGGAAAUUUUGCCCAGUCUGGACCUUGUCCGGUUUAGUGAGUUUUCACUGUAUUAUCUUAUUUUUUUAAAUCUUCAUAGAAUUUGAUGUCAGUUUGCCAUAGAUAUCAAUGGCCUGUAAGUUUGCCUUAGAUAUAUUUGACCUGUAAACCUGUAAGUUUGCCAUAGAUGUCAAUGACCUGUAAGUUUGCCAUAGAUAUCAAUGACCUGUAAGUUUGCCAUAUAUAUCUAUGACCUGUAAUGUUGCCAUAGAUAUCAAUGACCUGUAAGUUUGCCAUAGAUAUCUAUGACCUGUAACAUUGCCAUAGAUAUCAAUGACCUAUAAGUUUGCCAUAGAUAUCAAUGACCUAUAAGUUUGCCAUAGAUAUCAAUGACCUGUAACAUUGCCAUAGAUAUCUAAGACCUGUAGCAUUGCCAUAGAUAUCAAUGACCUGUAACAUUGCAAUAUAUAUAUCAAUGACCUGUAACAUUGCCAUAGAUAUCAAUGACCUGUAAUGUUGCCAUAGAUAUCUAUGACUUGUAACAUUGCCAUAGAUAUCAAUGACCUGUAACACUGCGAUACUGUAACAUUGUGAUAGAUAUCUAUGACCUGUAACUUUGCCAUAGAUAUCUAUGACCUAUAAGUUUUAAUAAUCUUAUUGCAGUUGUUGAUGGAUUUUAAUUAAUCUUCCUUGCACUUUAUUGAAUUAACUCAAUAGUCAAUACAGUGGAAUAUAUCAAAUACAUAAAUAAAAGUAGUAUUUCAUUUUAUUUUUUCAUAGCAGGUUGUUAUUGUUAUUCAGUAAGCCGAUAACAUAUGUGGAGUGAUUGUUCGUUAUUAUCUUUAACAUAGUUAUGUUUUAUUUAACCUAGUUUUAGAGCACUAGUGUUUCAGUGUAUUAUAUUGUUUCUGUAUUAACUGACAAAUACAUGAUCAAAGUUU
Mya arenaria is the source of this 19290-nucleotide messenger RNA. Its product is annotated as SNF-related serine/threonine-protein kinase-like. The transcript is spliced from 7 exons. Gene Ontology annotation, biological process: microtubule cytoskeleton organization; protein phosphorylation; intracellular signal transduction. Gene Ontology annotation, molecular function: tau-protein kinase activity; protein serine/threonine kinase activity; ATP binding. The coding region runs from base 125 to 3088 and encodes 987 amino acids. NCBI's taxonomy places the organism in Eukaryota, Metazoa, Mollusca, Bivalvia, Myida, Myidae. Gene Ontology annotation, cellular component: cytoplasm. The record is from RefSeq and is a predicted model, not a curated record.